CAACUUCCAAAAUGUCAGAAAUCAACCGUCUCAAGCGCAGCAAGACCACAGCUGGAUCUGUUAGCAACGCACGCGACUCCUUCCAGCAAACCGACUCUCUUAACCGUUCCCACUCUGUCCGAAAGGUCGAAGGAUCCGGAUCUCUCAGAUACGCCUACAGCGGAUCUUCUGCUGAGGGCGAAGAAAAGGUACCGUCCCAAUCCUACUACGAGAGCAAAGCCCUCCCAACCCCACCACGCAAGAAGUCCACUCCUCUCGCCUCAUUUGAUGAGGAGGACUGGGAAAGUGCUGUGGAUGAAUCGUACAAGCGCGGAAAGUUUUGUGAUCGCGAUGAGCAGUCUCUUGCAAUGGACGUGGAGCAUAAGACGAUCCAGCCGUCUGUCUCGUCUCGACUUCUGCCCAGAAGUAAGGCCGCACGAGGUAUCUAA
This is a messenger RNA of Mollisia scopiformis, 428 nucleotides long. RefSeq lists its product as uncharacterized. The annotation marks the transcript as partial. Lineage: Eukaryota; Fungi; Ascomycota; Leotiomycetes; Helotiales; Mollisiaceae. The record is from RefSeq and is a predicted model, not a curated record. The transcript has a single exon.